Molecule: messenger RNA, 495 nt
Organism: Hirsutella rhossiliensis
Lineage: Eukaryota; Fungi; Ascomycota; Sordariomycetes; Hypocreales; Ophiocordycipitaceae
Product: mitochondrial ribosomal protein
Exons: 1
Coding region: 1-495 (164 amino acids)
Biological process (GO): mitochondrial translation
Cellular component (GO): mitochondrial large ribosomal subunit
Molecular function (GO): structural constituent of ribosome
Source: RefSeq, a predicted model, not a curated record
AUGGGGAAAUUCCCCCACCUCCCCCUGGCCUUCGCGCCAUCCCGGACCGGACCCCUGAGCACCACGACACCGUGCUCAUUCACCCCCAAAUCCACAUCCGCCCAGCAGAUCCGUCACGCAACCUUCAUCCCGCGGCCCCGUCGCCCCUACACCUUCACCCAGCUCGUCCAGCUGACCGACGGCUCCACCUACACCAUGCGCACCACCUCACCCGCGCCCAUCUAUCGCGCCGCAAAGGACACGCGCAACACCCUGCUCUGGCAGCCCAGCGAGAAAUCCCUGCGCAACGUCGAGCUUGACGAGGCCGGCAAGCUGGCUGCUUUCCGAGAACGUUUUGGCCGCGGCUUUGACGCUUCCGCGGCUAGUGGGGAGGAAGGCGCCGAGGAGAAGGACGCCGACAAUGACUUUGCCGACUUGAUUGCGGGCUAUGCGCCGCAGGAUGCGGGCGCCAUGAAGGAUACGGGAAAGAAGAAGAAUCCUACGAGAAGAAAAUGA